This is a messenger RNA of Lolium rigidum, 3548 nucleotides long. RefSeq lists its product as uncharacterized. Lineage: Eukaryota; Viridiplantae; Streptophyta; Magnoliopsida; Poales; Poaceae. Gene Ontology annotation, molecular function: protein binding. The transcript has 12 exons. The record is from RefSeq and is a predicted model, not a curated record. Bases 1 to 3039 code for a protein of 1012 amino acids.
AUGGCCCGGGAGGCUCUAGACCUCCACACCGCCGGCCAGUACGACGAGGCGCUGGCCUGCGCCACCGAGCUCGCCCGGGCCAACCCGGACUCCGCGCUCGCUCUCAACCUCGUCGGCACCUUCCACGUGCACGCCGCCGGCGUGGCGUGGAAGGACAGGGCCCCCGGCGACGACGAGGCUGCUGCGAAGUUGGAGGCGUCUCACAACCGCGACGCCCUCGAGGCCUUCACCGCCGCUGCGCGCAUCGCGCCCAACUGCGUCUUGACCGCCGUCUUCCGCGCCGAGGCGCUCUCGGCCAACCAGCGGUUCGCCGAAGCGGUGAUGGAGCUAUUCCGCGUCGUCUCGACCACCGCCAACCACACCGACCCGGCGGUGAACCACGUGGGCUUCGACGUUACCGGAGGCAACACCGCCAAGUCGAGGAAGGCUGACGUUGUGCGCAAGGCCGAAGGCAUCAUGCAGGACUUGACGAACAUGAUCAACAACGACGUUGUGCCCAUACAGGCCGCCAGGUGGCUCCGCGAGGACGCCACUGCUGAUCAAGUGCGAGCGCGUAUGAAGCUUCUCGCCGAGACCUAUCCUUACUCGUCGCGCGCCCGAUUGCUCCGCGUAAACAUGGAAUUGGAGCAAGUCCGUGCCCUCGACCAGGGAUUUCGCAGGAAGGAGCUUCUGCGCGGCGUUCUCGCCCUGAUUUCUCGCGCGGCGGGUAGCUUCGAACGCUCGAUCCUGAUUGCCUUGUUCCACGCCAAGGUCUUGUUCGCCCUGGAUGAUUUUGAUGGAGCGGAGAGAGAGUGCCGCCGUGCACUUCGCAUCGAGGAGCCCAUUGACCCCAGGUGGGAUGACAUACCUCCUGCUGUAUCUGUUCCCGGCGCAGAUUACGAAUCCAGAGUAUCUUCUGUCAACAGACAGCUCCGUAUCUUGCUCAAGCGGAUCAUAGUUGUGGCUGCCGUAUGCUGGACCUCUAUCCAAACCACGCAACAGGGCGACAGGGUUGACAGGGUCAUAUCACUGAGGAUUGACAAGCUCAAGGAGCACUAUGAUGGAAUCGACAAGUCGGCCGCCAAGACCAUAUCUGAUGUAGUGCGCUUUCUCCAGAAUCAGAGUUCAUGGAGUUUCUUUGUUUGCCCCAAUACCAGUUGUAAUGGCAAAAAGUUUCCGGACAUUGAAUCGCUCUGGGUACACAUGCGCAAGAAGCACCGAGAUGAGCUCUGGGAUAAGCUGCAGUCAGUCUUAGGUUCAGAUCUCUAUGAAAAUACAGCAAAGGAUGAUGAUCACCCACUUGAUGCGAUAACUCUCCGUCAAGAUUCAGACAAGCAUGACAUCUUCCAUUUACCAGUGGUGCAACCUAUGUUUGAAUCCUUGCUCCUUUCACCAUCUGUUGGAAUCCAAGCAGAACCCCUUGCUGAAAUGCGACAAAGGAAAUGCACAGAAGGAGCUGAGAUCAUUGCGGAUAUCAAGAAGAAGCUGAGGAUGUUACCUAAAGAUAAACUUAGCACCAAGUAUGAGGAGUUGAGUUUCACAAUACAUGACUUGUGGCUUAAGUUCCUCAAAACUUCUGCUCUGGAUCACCGUGAAGUCAUCCUCCCCCUUGCGAGAUCAUUCCAAUGGAUACAAAUGAAAAAUUCGAUUGCUCUUAGCGCAGAGGAUCUUGGUAGGUUCAUAGGGGAUGCCGAUAUAGACAUUAUGCCCAGUAAUGUUCCUGCUGCCCCUGACAGGAAUGUUUCUGUGGUACACGCCAGUAAUAUUGACAACCCAAGUGGUGAAAACCUACAGACAGAAAACUUGCAGCCUUUGUGCUCAGACGAGACACUUAAGGAUGGUGAAAAAUGUGAAGAAAGUGAGGUUCAUGUUGUAGAUAGCAAUUCUGAGACCAUGGUAGACCAAAGAUCUACGGAUCCACCAAUUGACGUUCUUGCAGGAAGUGCAGAGGCGGAACUUGAAAAAAAAGAUAGGCCCGAGGAAGCCAACUGUUCAUACAACAAUGAUGGAGAGAAGAGCAAUGCUCAGAAUGCUCAGAAUGAUCACAGUCGUCCUAGAUUUAUACCCUUGGAGGGAUGUUCUGCUAGUUAUGCUGCACAGCUCCACAUGGAACGCUGGGCUGCUGCAGUGGAGUUGCACGGUGACCCAGAUGUUUCCUCUGGAACUUCUAGCCAAUCUGUCAAGGAAAUGGCAAGCACCUCCAGCUGUCAAAAAAGUCUUAAUGUAUUCAACAAGAUCAAUGCGGAUAAAGACCUGUCUAUCUUGAGCCUAGUCAUACGGUCAUUGUGCAAUCUGAGGCAUUUCAGAGAUAAUUUUCUAACUGAGCCACUUGUAUGGAUCAUGUCUGCUGACAAUGUCUGCAUUGCUCUGCAAUUUUAUGAAAUUUUCACUUCUUGGGAGAAAAAUGACUACCACUUAACGGAUGGUGUACUGACUUACAUGAAGACCCUUCUCUGUGGAGUAGAUUGCACCAUUUUUUCUGAAAAGUUGCAGGUUGGGUCAAAUUUUGCUUCUGAGAUUGCGGCCACAAUUCUCAUUGGAUUGCAUAUGUCAGAAACUUGUUCACGUUUUAGUUUAAACAAGGAGACGGAGAAACACGUGGUGAAACCAUUCACGUGUGGAGAUUGCAUAUGCCCAACACAUAAACUUUUUGGGAUCAAAUUCAAUGUGCGAAUGAGCUGCAAGUGUGGGAAGUGUUCUGGCGAAUACCCAUAUACCGCACUUUUCCAUAAACUUGAUGCUGGUUCACCUCAAACAACAAAGAUCAAGUCCUUUGCAGAGCUUCCAGUUCUAUUGGAUGAACGGUUCUGUGAGGACAACAAAUGCAAGGAUUGUGGAAUUAUGCUGAAUAUUGAUCUGUUGCUUUCAAACACACCACAUUUCUUUACAAUAGUUUUGAACUGGCUUGGUGGCAGUGAAAGCCAGGACACACUCUCUGAAGUCCUGGCUGGCAUCACGUCUCCUGUUGACACUGGAUUCUUUUGCAAAAGUGCCGAUUCUUCAACUAUGUAUACUGUCACCUCCAUGGUACGUCCACAGCAAAUUGUUAUUUUCUCCUAAAUUGGUUUGUUAAAAGAACUGAACAAAUACUUCUGUCAGCUAUUUGGUAUUGGUUGAUACAUUCAUUGACCUGCAAAUUUACAAGUUAUGUUGAUUAUUGUUACUUCUUCCUUGGCUGUGGUUCGAUGCUACGUCAAUUUUGAGAUGUGCCCGAUGCUUCUCAUUAUCAGCAUAAAUGUUGUGUUAUACUCACAAAUGGAGAGGAACCAAGUUUUUAUUAGUGUAAGAUUGAAGCAAGGCUCCUGUUAUUGUGGAAUAAAAUGGAGCACGGUACUAUAUGGCACUGCCACCAGGUUCAAACUGCUAGGUUACCUUGACAAGGCAUUUCUGCUAUUUCUAAAGAAUUGGAUAAUGGGUUUGACUAUGAUACGUCAUAACUGAGUUGGUGAUAUCAUAUAAUUGCUUGAGGAUAUGUUUGCAAGUUAUCAAAUCGGUCCUAUCUGUGGUAUACGUUCUCCUGUCUACUUCAUAGAUAUCAAAAUAUUUGAGAGAUUCAACAGAAGAAUUUU